CUUCAGGAUUGGGACUGCUCUCCCAUCCAAUUUAUUUAUCAGGACCAAUAGUAAGAAAGGGACAUAUUAACGACGGCCCGACCGAAGCCCAUUCUUGGUUAUCCGGUUUCCUUCUUUCGUCACCCACAAACACCCAAAUUCUCGGCUUUUGCGUUAUCAUACAUUAAAUUCUUGGUAAGAUCGUUAGAUUUUUUUCGCAUAAUUUAUAUUCCAGUCGUGAAAAUUUGGAUUCUCCUGCGGAAAACCCAUUGCCCCCAGAAUCUUCUUUCGUCAAUCGCAAGAGCAGAAAAGGAGUGUCUGCCUCUUUCUGGCAUUUAUCUGUGGUGGCAGUCUAUGGAUUAAAUUUGUCCUUCAUGGCAGAUAUUGGAGUACCUUCAAACGGAGCGGCAGUGAGGGAGAUGUCGGCACCGCCUUCGAACCCACCGCUGUCUUCUAUCGGAUCAGAAAGUUGGGCCAUGGCGGAGAAAUUGACACAGGACAUUAUCUUCAACGUCCAGCCCACAACUGUGUCUGAAAAGCGGAGGAAAUCUCUCAUUGAUUAUCUUCAGAGGUUGCUCAGGGGUUCCCUUCACUGCGAGGUAUUUUCAUACGGAUCCGUUCCUCUAAAAACCUUUCUUCCAGAUGGUGACAUUGAUUUGACUGCCUUUGGUGGGUCCGUGGCAGAGGAUGGAUUGGCAGCCAGCAUGGUAUCUAUUCUUGAAGAAGAGAACCGAAACAAAGAUGCGGAGUUCACAAUAGAGGAUGUUCAACUCAUUUGUGCCGAGGUCAAACUUGUGAAAUGUAUUAUUCAGAAUAUUGUUGUUGAUAUCUCCUUCAAUCAAAUAGGUGGCCUUUGUUCCUUGUGUUUUCUUGAGAAGGUAGAUCAACUUAUAGGGAAAGAUCAUUUAUUUAAGCGCAGUAUUAUAUUGAUAAAAGCCUGGUGCUAUUAUGAAAGUCGUAUACUUGGUGCUCAUCAUGGUCUGAUAUCAACUUAUGCUUUGGAAAUUCUUAUUUUAUACAUCUUUCACCUAUUUCACACUACGCUAGAUGGUCCUUUAGCGGUUCUGUACAAAUUUUUGGAUUAUUUUAGCAACUUUGAAUGGGACAACUACUGCAUCAGUUUAGCUGGUCCCGUUCGUCUAUCAUCUCUACCUGAAAUUGUUGUUGAGAUGCCCCAAAAUAACAGUGGUGAUUUUCUGUUGAGUAACGACUUUAUUAGAGAAUGUGUUAGUGAGUUUUCAGUUCCUUCAAAAGUUGGUGAAAUGAGCUCCCGGAGGUUUCAGCAAAAGCACCUUAACAUUGUUGACCCUCUAAAAGAAAAUAAUAAUCUUGGCCGUAGUGUUGGUAAAGGUAAUUUCUAUAGAAUACGCAGUGCUUUCACAUAUGGGGCUAGCAAGCUUGGGAGAGUCCUUCAGUCAGAAGAUAACAUUGCUGGUGAGCUAACUAAUUUUUUCUCAAACACUCUGAGUUGUCAUGGAACUUCACCAAAAAUGUCUGAUGAUGUCGAAGAUCUUAGUCCAUCGGCAAAAGAUUGUAAGGUUGAUGGGUUUGCUCAUCGUCUUUCUGGAGAUUCAAUAGAAUCAGCUUGCUCAAUCAAACAAAGCCUGACAUUAUGUAAUGAUAGUGAUGAUGGUUCUACCGUAUUGGGUAGUUUGUGUAAACCAUUUUUUGCCCCUCAUCUCUUCUUUACUAUGUCUGCAUGCAAUAAGCAUGAAGGAAAGAAGGGUUCAGAAAAGGAGGACCAUUCAGAUGAUAAAGACGGGGUUUUGAAUGGUUUGUGUGAUCUUAGUGGGGACUAUGAAAAUCAUGUUAGUUGUUUGCAAUAUGGUCAGCAGUGUUAUGAGCAGCCUGGAUUACCUCUGGCACCACCCUCACUGUUUCAGGUCAAGUAUUUAUCAGACUCGGUUCAGCAGCCAUCACAGUCGAUAAGAAAUUGUUUUUCUCAGAGAAGUUGUGGUGGUGCCUUCAUCCCAAUUCCUGUGUCCUAUACGAUGAACCAUCAGCCCUCCCUUUCAGUACCCAGUUUUGCAUUUGGCUUUGAAGAAAUGCCGAAGCUACACGGAACUGGAACAUACUUGCCAAACGUGAGUCGGCUGCCUCGUUGUUAUAGACAUUCAAAGGAAAGGAGUGAGGCGUCAUUGAGUUAUCCCAUCAAAAAUGAGAAGAAAACAACACUGGAAGAGAUGCCACAAUCUUAUCCUGCCGUGGACCGCCGGGUCGUGUUCAACCAGUCAUUUUGAUCAUCUCACAAGCAAAAACAGCCUCCCAAUGUUCAUAGCCCCUCCCACUAGAACUAAACCAUGAUAGAUUGAUUGUGAAUAUCCUGGCUAGGGUGUAUAUCUCAUUUUACAUUUGUGCUUUCUAUGCAUUAGCUUAGAACAUACAUUUGUGCCAAGUUGCUCUGUAUAUUAUGCUGUUUUGUGCACUAACCUUCGCUGAUUCUUUUCUAACAUUACAAAGUUACUGACUGUUUAUGUUGUGUUAUCUUGGUUUUAUUUGGCUCCUUACUAGUUAGUGGAC
Molecule: messenger RNA, 2499 nt
Organism: Cuscuta europaea
Lineage: Eukaryota; Viridiplantae; Streptophyta; Magnoliopsida; Solanales; Convolvulaceae
Source: the annotation of a GenBank genome assembly